Castor canadensis (American beaver) is the source of this 2712-nucleotide messenger RNA. NCBI's taxonomy places the organism in Eukaryota, Metazoa, Chordata, Mammalia, Rodentia, Castoridae. The record is from RefSeq and is a predicted model, not a curated record.
AUGGCUGAAAUUACCCCAGAGAAGCAGGAGCUGUUUAUCUCUCAAGGAGCCAAUGGCACUUUGGACACAAGUCUGCUGGAAGAGUUCUUGGGUAAUGACUUCGAUUUGGGGGCCCUGCAACGCCAGCUCCCAGACACCCCACCCUAUUCUGCAUCAGACUCAUGCUCUCCUCCACAGGUCAAAGGUGCUUGCUACCAGACCCUGAAGCCUACAUCUGGGGGGACUCCAGCUACUUUUCUCCACUCCAAAGCUGCACCUGGGCUGCUGCCUGUGCACCCACUGCACAGCAUGUCUGGAAUGAGUGACUCUACUCAAACAAACAGCAACUUUCACAACUGCUACCCAAACACCAGCCACCCUGCCACCCCUCUGGACCAAACUGCAUCCUCCCAUCUGGGGAUAAGUUGUUCUUACCAGCAACCUUUGUGCCACGUCCCUGGAGCCUCAUUGCCUCCAACCAAGAAGAGAAAACACACAGACACAGUGGAAGACUCUGGGGACAGUCGAGUGUGGACCCACCCCUGCAGACCAAUGACAAGUAGGAGUCAUAACAGUGAUGUACAGGACAAUGACAGCAAGGGACAGAACGGGAUGCCUGUGGACCAGUGCUCUCUUGCUCUGAAGUGGCAGCCAUACUACAGUGUUCCUUGGCAUAGCUUAUUAAACAGUCAUUACGAAAAACUACCUGAUGUGGACUAUCGAGUUGUGACAGACAAAGGAUUUAAUUUCUCACCAGCAGAUGAAGCUUUUGUUUGCCAAAAGAAGAACCAUUUUCAGAUAACCAUCCACAUCCAAGUUUGGGGAAGUCCAAAAUUUGUUAAAACUCAAGUGGGCCUAAAGCCAAUAGAAAUGUUUUACUUGAAAGCUUUUGGAAUUAAGGCAGAAGCCACCAAUCAAAUAAUUGCUAUUGAACAAUCCCAGGCAGAUAGAAGCAAAAAGAUUUUCAAUCCUGUUAAAAUUGACCUACUGGCUGACCAGGUCACCAAAGUAACACUGGGACGAUUACACUUCAGUGAAACCACAGCAAACAACAUGAGAAAGAAGGGAAAACCAAAUCCUGACCAGAGAUACUUCAUGUUGGUGGUUGGACUGUAUGCUGCUAACCAAGACCAGUUCUAUCUGUUGUCUGCCCACAUCUCUGAAAGGAUCAUUGUAAGGGCCUCUAACCCUGGACAGUUUGAAAAUGACAGUGAUGCAUUAUGGCAGCGAGGACAAGUUCCAGAAUCUGUUGUCUGUCAUGGGCGAGUAGGAAUAAACACAGAUGCCCCAGACGAAGCCCUGGUUGUCUGUGGCAACAUGAAAGUGAUGGGGACAAUCAUGCAUCCUUCUGACAGCCGGGUAAAGCAGAAUAUCCAGGAGGUUGACACAAAUGAACAGCUGAGGAGAAUAGCCCAAAUGAGGAUCGUUGAAUACAACUACAAACCUGAAUUUGCAUCUGCAAUGGGAAUAAACACUGCCCACCAAACAGGAAUGAUUGCCCAGGAAGUACGAGAGAUCCUACCCAGAGCUGUAAGAGAGGUUGGUGAUGUCACCUGUGAAAGUGGAGAGACGCUGGAGAACUUCCUCAUGGUUGACAAGGACCAGAUCUUCAUGGAAAAUGUAGGGGCAGUGAAGCAGCUCUGCAAACUAACCAACAACCUUGAAGAAAGAAUAGAAGAGUUAGAAAUAUGGAACAGGAAUUUGGCCAGGCUAAAGCACCUCAGUAGAAGUUGGAAAUCUUCAACCAGCCAAGCAAGUUCAAUUAGCAAACUUAGCAGAGCUGUUAGUACAUCUUCUUCAAGAAGAACCAUUUCCCAAAAAAGCAACAAGGUUUCUUUUUCAGGAAAAAACCAGUCGUGUCCUAACUGGGUUUUCCAGACCUUGGUUAUAAGUCUAAUUGGUGUGAUGGCAUUUUGUGUCUUGACAAUAGUCACACUUUACAUACUUAGCUUAAAAGUUCAAGACCGGCAUGACUCAAAUCUCCCUCCAAGCAAUGUCACGAGCUCUAAGGAGCCAGCUCUGCCACCCACAGCCUCCCUCUCAGCACCUCAUCCAUCCCUGGCAACUACUCAGACAUCCUUCCAAGUACCUGAAGUUACUUUUUGUGAGAUCCUGCCAUGCCAGGAGACUUUCUGCUGCCCCAUCUGGGAAAUGAGAAGAAUCUUUUCAAGUCCUGUGCCAAGACAAUCGGAGGAGAAGGAAAUUCAUCAGAGACAAUGGGCAGAAUACAAAAGCAAAUCAUUCCCAGCAAGAAAUGUGCUCUUCAGCCCAGACUGGAGGAGUGACUGGAUCGAUACAAAAAUCAGUUCUAUUCAGAUUAUGGAAAUCCAGCAAAUAAUAGAUCAUCAGUACUGCAGUGAAAGGCUCCAGUGCGGGCCUGAACAUUAUAAUUACAAUAUUCCCGUUAAUAAGAACACACCCAACAAUGUCAAAUUCUCUCUGGAAAUCAACACAACAGAGCCACUGGUUGUCUUCCUGUGCAAAUACACCCUUGGGAAUAUAUGUUUCCAUAGUCAAAAGGAAACCAAAAAGAGUCAAAACCUUGGAGAUUUCUCCCAGGGGAUGACACAGGGAUAUCAGCACAUUUGGAGCCUCCCGGUGGCCCUGUUCUCUGAUAGCGCAUACCAUUUCCGUGUAGCCGUACCAGGCUUAGCUGACUGCUCAACGGAUUCUUUCUUCGCUGGAAUUUUCUUCACAGAUUACUUCUUUUAUUUCUAUCGACACUGUACUUAA